CAACUUGUCUGUUUUCUUCUGUAAGGUCUCUCGGGUUCAAGAGAGAGAGCCAGCAAGGAACCGAAAAGAAGAAAAAAUGGCGGGUUGGAAUUCCGUUUAUCUUGAAGUAACGUACCAGGUACUCGGAUGGAUCGCGUUCUUCGCUUGGUCAUUCAGCUUCUACCCUCAAGUUGUCCUCAAUUUCAAGCGCAAAAGCGUGGUGGGAUUGAACUUUGAUUUCUUGGUGUUGAAUUUGACGAAGCACUCGUCAUAUCUGAUCUAUAACGCGGCCCUCUACUUUAGCCCUGAAAUUCAGAGGCAGUACCAUGAGAAAUAUGGAUUUGACGAGAUGAUUCCUGUAGCAGCAAAUGAUGUUGCUUUCUCAAUUCAUGCAGUUUUAUUGACAGUCUUCACAUUGUUGCAAGUUUUGAUUUAUGACCGAGGAAAUCAAAAGGUCUCAAAGAGCUGCAUACUGAUCAGUUCGGCCGCUUGGGCUGCUGCUUUAGUUAGCUUGAUUGUUGCCUGGCCUAAGCUUUCUUGGCUAUGGCUUAUUUCUGUGUUCAACACCAUACAAGUCAUCAUGACUGCAAUCAAGUACAUUCCCCAGGCAUUCAUGAACUUCAAACGCAAGAGCACAGUAGGAUGGAGCAUUGGGAAUAUUUUACUUGAUCUAACUGGGGGUCUGCUGAACUUUGUCCAAAUGGCUGUGCAGUCUAUAGAUCAAAAUACAUGGGUAAACUUCUAUGGAAAUAUAGGGAAGACCCUGCUUUCGCUGGAAGUUGUGUUCUUCGACAUCCUCUUCAUACUCCAGCAUUACGUGUUCUAUCCUGUCAACAAGAACGAAGAAGCUGCCCAAACAAUUUCUGAAGGGCUUGAUGCUCCACUCAUCAAUUCUCCGGAGAUUUCUAAGGAGACUGCUUGAGAAAAUUAUUGUUCAAGCCCCACAUAGUACUGUGAUAAGAUUGCUCACACAUUUAUAUUCCUGCAGAACUGUUUUCUGCAUUGAAUCUGUAAUAUAUUUGGAAGAAUCAAGCUUCUUCGUUGUUUCUUUGUUUUGUUUUGUCGGUGUAAUAAAGUAACAUUUCCCUUUGUACAGACUUGUUAAAGGUAAACUGUACAAAUGCUGCAAAUAUCUUCAAUCGCCA
Molecule: messenger RNA, 1124 nt
Organism: Dendrobium catenatum
Lineage: Eukaryota; Viridiplantae; Streptophyta; Magnoliopsida; Asparagales; Orchidaceae
Product: cystinosin homolog
Exons: 8
Coding region: 77-901 (274 amino acids)
Biological process (GO): L-cystine transport
Cellular component (GO): vacuolar membrane
Molecular function (GO): L-cystine transmembrane transporter activity
Source: RefSeq, a predicted model, not a curated record